CUAGCUUCAUCAAUCUUUAGGAUUUAAGCAGGAGAAAUAACGGCGUGUCUUGCUUCCCCUCUCUGCUCCUUUCCAUUCCCACCCUUCCCUCCUUAAUAAACCGGAGCGAAAAAGACGAAUUCAAGAGGAUUGUUCAGUUCAAGGGAAUGAAGAAUUCAGAAUAAUUUUGGUAAAUGGAUUCCAAUAUGGGGAAUAAGAAUAAGCUGAACCGUUGACCUGCUUUGAAGAAAUAUACUGUCCAUUUCUCUAAAAUAAUCUAUAACAACCAAAUCAAUCAAAAUGAAUUCAACAUUAUUUUCCCAGAUUGAAAAUCAUUCAGUCCACUAUAAUUUUUCAGAGAAGAAUUCCCAGUUUUUGGCUUUUGAAAAUGAUGAUUGUCAUCUGCCCUUGGCCAUGAUAUUUACAUUAGCUCUUGCUUAUGGAGCUGUGAUCAUUCUUGGGGUCUCUGGAAACCUGGCCUUGAUCAUAAUCAUCUUGAAACAAAAGGAGAUGAGAAAUGUCACCAACAUCCUGAUUGUGAACCUUUCCUUCUCAGACUUGCUUGUUGCCAUCAUGUGUCUCCCCUUCACAUUUGUCUACACAUUAAUGGACCACUGGGUCUUUGGUGAGGCAAUGUGCAAGUUGAAUCCUUUUGUGCAAUGUGUUUCAAUCACCGUGUCCAUUUUCUCUCUGGUCCUCAUUGCUGUGGAACGACAUCAGCUGAUAAUCAACCCACGAGGGUGGCGGCCAAAUAACAGACACGCUUACGCAGGUAUCGGUGUGAUUUGGGUCCUUGCUGUGGCUUCUUCUCUGCCUUUCCUGAUCUACCAAGUACUGACUGAUGAGCCGUUCCAGAAUGUAACUCUCGAUGCAUUCAAGGACAAGUACGUGUGCUUUGAUAGGUUUCCGUCGGACUCUCAUAGGUUAUCUUACACCACUCUCCUCUUGGUGCUGCAGUAUUUUGGUCCACUCUGUUUUAUAUUUAUUUGUUAUUUCAAGAUAUAUAUACGCUUAAAAAGGAGAAACAAUAUGAUGGACAAGAUGAGAGACAAUAAGUACAGGUCUAGUGAAACCAAAAGAAUCAACAUCAUGCUGCUCUCCAUCGUGGUCGCAUUUGCCGUGUGCUGGCUGCCUCUAACCAUCUUUAACACUGUAUUUGACUGGAACCAUCAGAUAAUUGCUACGUGCAACCACAAUUUGUUAUUCCUGCUCUGCCACCUCACAGCAAUGAUAUCCACCUGUGUAAACCCCAUAUUUUAUGGAUUCCUAAACAAAAACUUCCAGAGAGACUUGCAGUUUUUCUUUAACUUUUGUGAUUUCCGGUCUCGGGAUGAUGACUAUGAGACAAUAGCCAUGUCCACCAUGCACACGGAUGUUUCUAAGACUUCUUUGAAGCAAGCAAGCCCAGUCGCAUUUAAAAAAAUCAACAAUGAUGAUAAUGAAAAAAUCUGAAACCGUUUGUAGAGUAUGGUCCCAGAAGACAUCUGUUUAAAAAUAAGCACAGUCUGCAACAUACUUUCAUUACCUAUUCUCCCAAGGAAUGGGGUUGAAAGCAUUUGAGAAAGAUCAAGAUUUUCUUGCCUUGCUGUAUACUGCUUUUGUUAUAGGUGUAAUAAUUGCAUUUGGAACAAAAAGGUGUGAGUUUUGGAAUCUUCUGGCAAUGGUUUUGACUAGACAUCCUUGAAGUGCUUUUCGUGAACUUAUAAAGACUUUUAUACCAUAUUUAUUGGAAUGAAAUGUCUUUAAAGAAUU
Propithecus coquereli (Coquerel's sifaka) is the source of this 1731-nucleotide messenger RNA. It is a transcript of the gene NPY1R, whose product is annotated as neuropeptide Y receptor Y1. Gene Ontology annotation, molecular function: neuropeptide binding; neuropeptide Y receptor activity. The transcript has 3 exons. The record is from RefSeq and is a predicted model, not a curated record. Bases 280 to 1431 code for a protein of 383 amino acids. Gene Ontology annotation, biological process: G protein-coupled receptor signaling pathway. NCBI's taxonomy places the organism in Eukaryota, Metazoa, Chordata, Mammalia, Primates, Indriidae. Gene Ontology annotation, cellular component: plasma membrane; neuron projection.